This is a messenger RNA of Sphaerulina musiva SO2202, 1348 nucleotides long. RefSeq names its product 60S ribosome subunit biogenesis protein Nip7. The record is from RefSeq and is a predicted model, not a curated record. The transcript has 2 exons. NCBI's taxonomy places the organism in Eukaryota, Fungi, Ascomycota, Dothideomycetes, Mycosphaerellales, Mycosphaerellaceae. The coding region runs from base 6 to 572 and encodes 188 amino acids. Gene Ontology annotation, biological process: ribosomal large subunit biogenesis; ribosome assembly. Gene Ontology annotation, cellular component: nucleus; preribosome, large subunit precursor; nucleolus. Gene Ontology annotation, molecular function: RNA binding.
CCAUCAUGCGCCCACUCACUGAUACCGAGACGAAAACGCUUUUCGAGAAGCUCGCCAACUAUACCGGCAAAUCGCUGAACAAUCUACUCACGGAUACGGUCACCAACGGCAAGAUCAGCGAUCGUUAUGUCUUCCGAGUGCAAAAAGACCGCGUCUACUAUGUACGCGAAUCGCUUGCGAACCUGGCCACCUCGGUCGCGCGAGACUCUCUCCUGAGUUUGGGAACAUGCUUGGGAAAGUUCACAAAGACGGGCAAAUUCAGACUGCACAUUACAGCACUAGACGUGAUCGCGCCGCAUGCACGAUACAAGGUCUGGGUCAAGGCGAAUGGAGAAAUGCCAUUUUUGUACGGCGGCCACGUUGUGAAGGCACAUGUGGGAAGAUGGAGUGAAGAUGCGCCCGAGCAUGCGGGAGCUGUAGUUCUCAGCAUGAACGACGUGCCGUUGGGCUUUGGGGUAACAGCGAGAAGUACGGGCGACGCGAGAAAGCUGGACCCUACAGGCAUUGUGCUCUUCAGGCAAGCUGAUGCAGGCGAGUACCUGAGAGAGGAGGAUACCUUAUUCACGACCUGAACGAUGGCCCAUGCAGAGGUGAGCUGGUUGUUGAAGUCACACCGAUUCAAGCAUAGCGUGUUGAGGUCUGCAGUAUAUGCUAGACAACAUGGCCACUACGAAGAUGGCUCUGUCAAGCGGGCCGAGGGGUUUCGAAGCUCGUGAGCAUUCCCAAGACUCGCUUAUCGCGACGCCAAUCGCGGUGAGAGAGAGAGAGAGCAGUACGGCCGUGGAGCGUGUGCGGCCGACGAAGCCGAGCGGAUGCUGUUCAAUGGAACGAGAGUGUGCAUUUGCAAUCAGAGCUGUCUUGUUCGACUAGUUACACGACUCACACCGUCGAAGUUCUCAUGCCGAUGACCGUCAAUCAUAGCACAGCAGAUGGAACAGCAGACGGAACAGCGUAUAGAUGAUUCAGUCACCCGUAACUGAACCAAGAUCUUGGGUCAGGCUGCUUGCCAUGUCGUAUUAUCCGACAUGCUUCCGCUCGCAACUUAUGCAGCUUUCAUAACUCUUGGAUCUUCUCUUCUUUUGGGAGACGGGAGCGCUUCCUUCCAUGUCAUCGCUACUUCGCGAAGAACAGGCUGUACAUCGAGUACAUGGGGCGUUCAAGUGAUGUGUUUCUCCAAUUCUUCGAGGAAAAUGUUGUUGACGGCAAUUGUGGCAUUGGGGGCUCUGGCGUUAGGAUGAACAGACGUGCUAAAUCCACGAACACGAAAAGUAGGUGAGGUACGUUAGUACCAGGUAUAGUACAUAGGUAAUACCUCACGAAGGAUGACAUAACCUCACGAGAAUCGCAA